Oncorhynchus nerka (sockeye salmon) is the source of this 3601-nucleotide messenger RNA. Its product is annotated as isthmin-1-like. The transcript has 6 exons. The coding region runs from base 99 to 1508 and encodes 469 amino acids. NCBI's taxonomy places the organism in Eukaryota, Metazoa, Chordata, Actinopteri, Salmoniformes, Salmonidae. Gene Ontology annotation, biological process: negative regulation of angiogenesis. The record is from RefSeq and is a predicted model, not a curated record.
CCGCAGCGGAUCCGGAGCUUGGAGUGUCUGGAGCGGGAGGAGUUGGCGGCGGACCCCCUGUCACACAGCAGGGACCCAAGACGGGUAGGCUGAAAAAGAUGGUUCGAUUGGCGGCAGAACUGUUGUUGCUUUUAGGACUUCUACUUCUUACCUUACAUAUUACGGUGUUAAGGAGCAGCCCGCUGAAUCAAGGGAAUUUAACUUUGAGCCAGGAUCAGCAGUAUACAGUGAUUGCAGAGAAUAAUGUCAGAACAGAGAACAGUUUGGUAGCCCAGCAGGGUCCAGGGAAGUGGAGGGGAUCAGAGCCCCAGUCAGCCCAGAGGCCUGCUGCCCUCCCCUGGGCCCCGAGUCAGGCUACCGGAGGCAGCCUGCAGAGAGACAGGCCUGGGGCCUUCCUCCUGGACCUCAGCAACUUCCCUGACCUCUCCAAGGCUGAUAUAAACCAACAGAACCCAAACAUACAGGUGACCAUAGAGGUGGUGGACGAUCUAGAAGGGGCGGAGCAUGAGAAAGGCCUGAAGAAGGAGAACAAACCAGGUUUGGCCGCUCCCAACUGGAGAAACUGGUGGCAAACCACCUCCUCUUCAUCCUCCUCUUCUUCUUCGGUCUUGACCCCACGUCGACCCAAGGAGCAGGCUAGGGAGCAGCAGCCCACCUACAGAGGAGGAAGUGGCAGUAACACAGAGGAUAGUAACUUCCUAAAACCACUAGGGGGCGCAGGAGGAGGACGUGCCAACAAGGUUCAGGCUGAAUAUGACUAUAUAGAUGGAGACGGUGGCUGGAGUAACUGGUCUCCAUGCAGUGUAACCUGUGGGAACGGGAACCAGAAGAGGAUCAGGUCAUGUGGUUACGCCUGCAGCGCCACAGAGUCACGCACCUGUGACAUGCCACCCUGCCCAGGUAUUGAAGAUGCGUUCAAGACAGCCACCACUGAGGUCAGUCUACUGGCUGGAACAGAUCAGUUCAACGCUACAGAGCUCUUUGGUGUCGACACAGACAGCUGUGAACGCUGGAUGAACUGUAAGUCUGAGUUCCUGAAGAAAUACAUGAUCAAAGUCUCCAACGACCUCCCCAGCUGCCCCUGCUCCUACCCCACCGAGGUGGCCUACAGCACGGCCGACGUCCCCGACCCCGCCACACGCCGGGACAUCCGCUGGAAAGACGCCAGCGGCCCCAAGGAGAAACUAGAGAUCUACAAACCCACGGCCCGGUACUGCAUCCGCUCCAUGUUAACUCUAGAGUCCACUACUCUGGCCGCACAGCACUGCUGCUACAAUGACAACAUGAAGCUCAUCACCCGGGGUAAAGGAGCAGGAACACCCAACCUCAUCAGCAACGAGUUCUCUGCUGACCUCCACUACAAGGUCGACGUCCUGCCCUGGAUCAUCUGUAAGGGGGACUGGAGUCGCUAUAACCAGGUCAGGCCUCCUAACAACGGGCAGAAGUGCCCAGACAACCCCCUGGAUGAGGAUUACAUCAAACAAGUUGAGGAGGCAUGGGAGUUUUAGAACUGGAGAGAUGAACAUAUUAAAGGGAAAAACAUGUGAAAUAUUUGUACGAAUCUUGAACUUCAAUUGCUGCUUCAAACCAUCCAAAGCUAGAGUCCAAAUGAACAGGUCUGUCUGUUGAUAUCAGACAACGUAUUGCUCACAUGGACACAUCAUUGUCCUCAACAGAGACUAUGGACUUUAUUUUAAUAAAACCUAACUCAAAUGGUAAAUCUAACCACUGUCGCUAGGGCUACAGGUUCGGGGGCGUGUCAGAAAUAUUUUUUUGCUAUUUUCAUAACCAGAAUGAUUGUCCCAGUAGAAGGCGGUGGUGCAUAAGGGCUGGGUUUUGAUGGCAGGCGGUGGUGCAUAAGGGCUGGGUUUUGAUGGCAGGAGGUGGUGCAUAAGGGCUGGGUUUGGAUAGCAGGCGGUGGUGCAUAAGGGCUGCGUUUUGAUGGCAGGCGGUGGUGCUUAAGGGCUGGGUUUUGAUGGCAGGUGGUGGUGCAUAAGGGCUGGGUUUUGAUAGCAGGCGGUGGUGCAUAAGGGCUGGGUUUUGAUAGCAGGCGGUGGUGCAUAAGGGCUGGGUUUUGAUAGCAGGCGGUGGUGCAUAAGGGCUGGGUUUUGAUAGCAGGCGGUGGUGCAUAAGGCUGGGUUUUGAUAGCAGGCGGUGGUGCAUAAGGGCUGGGUUUUGAUGGCAGGCGGUGGUGCAUAAGGGCUGGGUUUUGAUAGCAGGCGGUGGUGCAUAAGGGCUGGGUUUUGAUAGCAGGCGGUGGUGCAUAAGGGCUGGGUUUUGAUAGCAGGCGGUGGUGCAUAAGGGCUGGGUUUUGAUAGCAGGCGGUGGUGCAUAAGGGCUGGGUUUUGAUGGCAGGCGGUGGUGCAUAAGGGCUGGGUUUUGAUGGCAGGCGGUGGUGCAUAGGGGCUGGGUUUUGAUAGCAGGCGGUGGUGCAUAAGGGCUGGGUUUUGAUGAAUGAACAAGUUGAUGCUACAGAAUGUCGAAGGCUUGUUGACCCCUCACUCGCCAAUCAGAAUGGGCUCCAUGGCUAAAUUAUGUGGUUUCUUCAAGCUGUGUAUUUAUGGUAUUUUAUGUAUUGCGUUGUCAUCAACUCCUAUGUUAGUCCGUAAUAGUUUGUUAAAGAGCCUACAGAAACAUGUAGACCUAUACUAUAUUUACUAAACAUAGUACAUUUUGUAGUAAAUGUUUUUGAACAGUAAUUGCUUCAAUAUGCAAAUAUAUUGUUAACAUAGCAUUCACCCUGAUAUACAGAGAACGUAUGUGAACCCUUUCAAUGACCUGGAUUUCUGCAUAAAUUGGUCAUAAAUUUGAUCUUCAUCAAGGUCACAACAAGACAAACACAGUCUGCUUAAACUAAUAACACACAAACAAUGAUAGGUUUUCAUGUCUUUAUUAAUCACACCGUGUAAACAACUUUGUAUUUAAUAACUGGUUGACCCUCCUUCGGCAGCAAUAACCUCACCCAAAUGUUUUCUGUUGUUGUGGAUCAGACCUGCAAAACGGUCAGGAGGAAUUUUGGACCAUUCCGCUUACUCUUAACAACCUCCUUACCAUCAGCCAAACACAGUAUCAUAACACAGUCUCCUUACCAUCAGCCAAACACAGUAUCAUCACAACACAGUCUCCUUACCAUCAGCCAAACACAGUAUCAUAACAACACAGGCUCCUUACCAUCAGCCAAACACAGUAUCAUAACAACACAGGCUCCUUACCAUCAGCCAAACACAGUAUCAUAACACAGUCUCCUUACCAUCAGCCAAACACAGUAUCACAACACAGCCUCCUUACCAUCAGCCAAACACAGUAUCACAACACAGCCUCCUUACCAUCAGCCAAACACAGUAUCACAACAUAGCCUCCUUACCAUCAGCCAAACACAGUAUCACAACACAGCCUCCUUACCAUCAGCCAAACACAGUAUCACAACAUAGCCUCCUUACCAUCAGCCAAACACAGUAUCACAACACAGCCUCCUUACCAUCAGCCAAACACAGUAUCACAACACAGCCUCCUUACCAUCAGCCAAACACAGAACCUUCAUGUGUAUGAUAUAUGCCUCUGUAAUGAUCAAUGUAAUGAUUAAAAGUAAAACUGCAUAAUG